AUGGAAGGCCAGGAAAACACCGCACAAGUUUCUCCCGCCAUAGAAGUCCCAAGUCAAAUGGAACGACAUACCACGAUCAACACCAGCAAGCCCUCUAGCAAUCAUCGACGACUUCCAAACCGUCAAAAUAUCCUAACUGAUAAUUCCCCUACGGGGAAGCAGGAGAAGGCUCGGGAUGUUGGACACAACAUCUCUGCGCCGAGCAACGCCGAGCAACGCCGACGCCGCUCUCAGAGCACCAGCUCAUGGGCUCAGCGAGCAUUCAUGCAAACUUUUACUAUUGCUGUUAUUGACAGUCCAGCUGGGGCGUCGGCGUUGAUCAUUCUUCCAAGGCAUGUCUUCCCUUGCGGAACCUUGCCAGCGACAUUUCUGGAAUAG
Molecule: messenger RNA, 378 nt
Organism: Botrytis byssoidea
Lineage: Eukaryota; Fungi; Ascomycota; Leotiomycetes; Helotiales; Sclerotiniaceae
Exons: 2
Coding region: 1-378 (125 amino acids)
Source: RefSeq, a predicted model, not a curated record